AUUUUAACAACUUCCGUCUACUCCAAUUUAUACCCUCGUUUUGUAUUUCAUACAUGAUAGAGCAAGGCCUUCUGGUUCAAAUUACACCAAAAUCAGCUUUGUUGCAAGACCCAUUUGUCAAUCCCCUUUUUUAGCUUAGAAAAAAAUAAUGUUUUUUAACUAUAGCUGUUCGCCUUAUGACCUUCGCGGGUCGCUUGAUAUCGGAACAGACAUCGGUUUGGGCACCGCCCACUUUCGCCGUCUCGGUCAACGAACGUUUGAAUCUGGCAGUCGAGUGUCGAGUCGGCAGUCUUCGCUUCGUACUUGCACUGACAAGAGUGAAUAGAGCGUAAAUCGAAAGUAGGUUUCAGGCCAGAACAUCGAACAAGUUUUAGACUGAAGCAGCAAGGACCAGGAGGGAAUAGACCUUGUAUUCCGAAUUCACUAGAGUUCUGAGUUAACAAAGUAACUGUAGAUUACAUUCUGUUCUAGCUUGUUAGCCCACGCCUAGAUUCAACAUAAAAAAAGCCCUGCGCGUACCAACAACACUCAAAACCAUGUUGCCAGUUCAGAAAAUGCCCCUUCACCAGCCACCUUUGGAGGAAGUUGCCGAAGUUUUACAGAAAGGGCUCGCAAAUAAUUUCAGCACUGCAGAGGUGAAGGUUGUGGACUGCCCUGAUCUCACAGCUGCUCCGUUUGAUCUUGCGGAAAAAGGUUUAUCGGGUCGCCCUAGGAUUCUGGAUGUCGGUGGUCCUGACUACUUGAAACCUUUUCCCCAGAAAGAAAAAAAAUAUUCCUUUGCUGAUGUGUCGAACCUGGGAGAAUUACCGGGGUCCUUCCUGAUCGGGGCUGGAGCGGGCCCCUGUCACCACACGGGAACCAAUUGUGAGCUCAUCUGUAACGUGCAGCUGGGGGAAGGGGGCAGCAACAAGUCAAGAAUUGUCAAGGUCAACGAAGGGGAUGGCUCGUACACCAUAAUGGAAGAGAAAUCUGGGGAGUUCAGCCUUCUUGGAAACUUCUUUUUGUCGCAAGGGAAACCAGGAAAGGUCUUGGAGCUCAAGGUGAAAGACCGCACUGGUCCCGAGAAUUUUGUUUCUUGUGUGCGGAAAACUCUGGCGGCUCAUUACGGAGACAAAACAGUUGGUGUCGGGGGGACGUUCUUGCUGCAGACGGGAAAAGCCAACAUCCACGUUAUGCCUGACUUUAGCAAAACAGCCCUAGAAACAGACGAGCAAUCUGACAACUGGCUGAAGUUUUACGAGAUGGAUGCUCCGCUGAUUCACGUCGGAGAGAUUGUGUCUGGCGACCCUGAGAAACUGCACUUGCGCUGUGAGCACUUCCACUGCUUCAGUCACCACGGGCAGGGCGGUCACUACCACUACGACACCACCCCAAACUCCGCCUCCUACCUGGGGUACCUCAACCUGGCUGAGGCUGUCUACAGGAUAGAUAUACCGCAGGAAAAGAAGUAUUUAUUCUGAGCAACGGUUUAUUUUACUUUUGUCAUGAACUUAUCAAAACCCAUGUCUGAUAUGUUAUGAAGGGGCUCUGUUGUUUUGCCUUUUUUGAAAAAUGCCAAAAAUCGCGGCCGCGACAAACGCAGAUGCUAGAUAUUAGACUGAAUUUUUAAAUGAUAACUUUGCCAAAGUUUCUGUUGCUGGUAAUUCACAGGAAAGAAGAUACAUUUUCUAUCAUAUCAGAGUGUUUUGCUUGACUGAAAGAGGCUGGUCUGGUCAGGUCUCUUUUACGUCACUCUUUGUGAUUUCCUUUUGUCUCUGAUUUUGUUUUGUUUUUUUAAACAAUAUUUUUCCCUACUCUAUUAUCUGGUGCAAAAAUCGACUAUGAGAAUUACGGGCUCGACUUAAAAUGUUACAGUACCGUAUGAUCUGGGAGAUUCCUUGUCCAUUUACUGCUGGACAACUUCCAAAGUAUGCAAUCUUCGUCUUUCAAAGUUCAUAGCUCAUCAGAAAUACCUCCCUGUUGAUUAUAAAUGUAAUAGCUUUUAGGAAAAGAAUAAAAGUAUUCAGUUUUGGGACUUAUCUUAAGUGCUUUCUACUGACAUUCUAUGUUCUGUAAUGUAUAAAUAGCCUACUAGCCGCAAACAGAAACCUGUGAAUAGAAUCUUUUAUUACACCUGUUAAUGUCAUGUUGUAAUGUGCUCAGGUCGCGGUCUGCAUCAAGGACAGUAAGCUGACAAAACGCUUUUUUUUUUUCAUUUUUGGCGCGAAAUUUGUUUAUUUGCUCAAUCGAAAGCCUAAUCGGUUACCCUGCUUGUGUGACUCAAGAGGCUAGCCCAAGAUAGAGAAAAGUGGAGGGUGUUUGUCCUCGGCCUAUACCCUGGUGCAGGGUGAGAAAGGCAAUGAUGAUGAUGACUUGUGUGAAACGAUCAAAGCGAAACUGCCACUAGUUUUUGAAUAAAUUAGAAAUCGAAUUCCUGAAGAACGCAUUUUUAAAAUGGUUACAUGACAAGAAACUUCUUUAUUUCGAAACUGCUGGGAAUUAAUUUUU
Molecule: messenger RNA, 2487 nt
Organism: Aplysia californica (California sea hare)
Lineage: Eukaryota; Metazoa; Mollusca; Gastropoda; Aplysiida; Aplysiidae
Product: ester hydrolase C11orf54 homolog
Exons: 8
Coding region: 537-1460 (307 amino acids)
Cellular component (GO): nucleus
Molecular function (GO): zinc ion binding; hydrolase activity, acting on ester bonds
Source: RefSeq, a predicted model, not a curated record